CGGUUGUGUUGCUUAUACCGCCGUCGUUAGCCGAGUAUUGAGCUACCAGCUGACCUACUUUCUCUGGUCCUGUUUACAGCCACUGCCAGCGGAGGAUGUGGAGUACAGUGCCUGGAAAAGAGACGAGCACAGCCCGCAACUAGCAAACACCACACAUGGGAAAUUUGCUCGUGUGUUGAUAUAUUAGGACUGCCAAAACAACAAACGGCGAUUAAUAACAGCACGUUAUUAACUUAGGCGCUGUUAUGCAAUUUAACGCUUUCAGUGCUGUCUCCUGGUCAGUCAGGCGCUGGUAGUUGCGCUCAAGCUCGCUAUGCUUUAGUUAAAAAAAAAAAUGACGACAUGGAUUAAAGUUAUGUGUGGAUUUUUAUAUAGGCUGGAGACCCGUUUUCAAGGAUUUGGUGUUUCUUUGGUGGACUCGAUGAGGUGGUGGGUAACUGGUCCGCAGUAGUUUUCUUUCCAAAAGAGUGUUCAGACGAGGUCAGCACGGAUGGGACUUCAGGAAAGGCCUGGUUGGGAAAAGGAGUGAGUAUGGACAACCUUUCCGACUUUGGGGGCACCUGUCCAUCCACCUGCAGGGAAUGGGACACCAACAGCUGCAUGGACGAUUUAAUGGACGAAGAUGAGAAAGACAGGGCAAAAAGGGCAUCUCGUAACAAAUCGGAAAAGAAAAGAAGAGACCAAUUCAAUGUGCUCAUCAAGGAGCUGUGCACCAUGCUGCAGAGUCAAGGCCAUCCGCGCAAGAUGGACAAGUCCACCAUACUGCAGAGAACUAUUGACUUCCUGCAGAAACAGAAAGACAUCACUGCAAAGAACGAAACUUGUGAUGUGAGGCAGGACUGGAAGCCUUCGUUCCUCAGUAAUGAGGAGUUUACUCAGCUAAUGCUGGAGGCCCUAGAUGGUUUCUUGGUUGCAUUAACUACAGAUGGCAACAUCAUAUAUGUAUCUGACAGUGUGUCUUCACUCAUUGGCCAUUUACCGUCAGAUAUGGUGGACCAAAAUAUCUUGAAUUUCCUCCCGGAGCGAGAACACGGGGAGGUGUAUAAGCUGCUAUCAUCCCACAUGCUGAUGACUGACCCCAUUGCUGCUGACUUCCUUGACAGUGAUGCACAUAUUGAAUUUUGCUGUCAUCUAGCCAGAGGUAAUAUUGACCCAAAGGAGCCGCCUGUAUAUGAGUAUGUCAAGUUUGUCGGAGAUUUCAAGUUUCAUAACAGUGUGCCUACAUCUUGUAACGGGCUGGAUCUGACGUUACCAAGAAGCCUGCAGUCAUCGCUGGAGGAGCAGGUCUGCCUCAUUGCUACUGUACGAUUAGUCACUCCACAGUUUCUAAAGGAUCUGUGUAAUGUGGAAGAUCCUUGUGAUGAAUUCACAUCCAGACACAGCCUUGAGUGGAAGUUCCUGUUUUUAGAUCAAAGGGCUUCACCAAUCAUAGGAUAUUUACCCUUUGAGGUUCUUGGAACCUCUGGCUAUGAUUACUAUCAUGUGGAUGACUUGGAGCUUAUAGCUCAGUGUCAUAAGCAGCUAAUGCAGUUUGGAAAGGGUAAAUCCUGCUACUAUCGCUUCCUGACCAAAGGUCAGCAGUGGAUUUGGUUGCAGACUCACUACUACAUCACGUACCACCAGUGGAACUCCAAACCAGAGUUCAUUGUCUGUACUCACACUGUUGUCAGUUAUGCUGAAGUGCGAGCUGAAAGGAGGAGAGCGUUUAGCUUUGAAGAACUGUCUCCACCUGAGAUAGCUCCCUCCUCAGUGAAGGCUCAGGAGCUGUACUUGGACAUCUGCUCCACACUGGACCCUCCACGGGACAGAGACAGUGGUGCACGUUCGGUAUCCUCCCACAGCUCGCGAAAGUCCUCCCACACAGCGAUGUCAGACUCUGCAUCAGCUAACUCCUACACAGAGGCCUGCACACCGUCAUGGCAGUCUGCUUCCAUUGGGACAGAGAAGACAUCUGCCAGACUCCAACCUAGAAGUUCAAAGAAUUCGGCACAAAGACAAAAUUCCUUUGACCUCGUUCCCCAACUGAGCCUCCCCCUUUCUCCUACCUGCAGCAAGCACUCUGCAAUGCAACAGCAAACACAGCAGCAGCAGCCGUCGUUGCCCAUGUAUCCUCUGCAGCAGCCGCAGCUCUGUGUAAUGAGCCAGCUUAAGGAACAGCUGGAGGAGAGGACGCGCAUUCUGCAAGCUGACAUUAAGACGCAGCAGCAGGAGCUGCACGACAUCAAGGAGAAGCUUCAACUCGCUAAUUUCCAGAUGUUGUUACAGCAGCCUGUCCACAAUGACUUUGGCCAGGCCCAGCAGCAGCAGCAGCAGCAGCAGCAGCAGCAGCAGCAGCAGCAGCAGCAGCAGCAGCAGGGCUCGGGCAGGCCGGCCCCACAGAGCCAGUCAGGGGUGAUCAGGCAGCUCUCAGGCCACCCUAAACCACCGUCCUGCGGGGCCCACAGUUCAUCCCCUCACUCACUCCUGACAGAGAACAGCUCACCCUCGACGCAGGUCCAGCAGAGAAUUGCACGGAGCGGGCAGGCACAGUCGGUGAGCGUGCCUAUGCAGACGAACACGAGUGUGACGAUGCCCUUCUACAGCAACCCCAUGAUGUUCUCUCAGACCAACACGAGGUCUCUGCAGGAUGCAAACCAAAGCCAGACAGACAGCGAGUUCAACCAAGAGGGACAACUACGCAUGCUCCUCAACCAGCCAAUGCAGACGCUGGUUCCCACUAGCAGUGUCACCACGCAGCCUUCCCAGUGCAACAUGGGCAUCUCCCAAACCAUAUACACCUUGGAGCAGCAGAUCAUCGGCCCUUCAUUCUCCAUGCAACAGGUCAACUGCAACGCCGUCCUGGUGCCCUCCUUCACGUCUCCCAUUGUGAUCCCACACAACAGUUUCAUCACCAACCAGUCCCAGUCAGCCUACCACACUCAGCCUCAGGCUUCUCAGCACUCUCUGCAGCUACAGCAGCCCCAGCAGUUCUUUCAGAUGGCUCAAGGACUUGUGCACGGUGGAUCUACUCCAGCAUUCUUACACACCACUAAUGUCCCACAGCAAAGCACUGUGGGCUACAUCCAGCAGCAAACGCAGCAACUGCCGCAAGCGCAACAGCAACAGCAACAAAGGCAAUACCAACAUUCCCAAAACCAGACUGGCAGUGUUUCAGACUUUCAAAAUAUGCUGACUCGGUAGCGCUGUGGACUGUUAGAGCGCUGAGAUCUCCGUCUGUGCUGUCGCUGUGUAGACGGCGGCACGUUGUGGCAUUUGGAAGUCAAACUUGACGUCGAGUUCUGCUGCGGAAAUGCCUGAAUGUGGAAAAUUGCUUCUAGUGACCUAACUCUUGAUGUGAAGCAGCACGUUCAGAAGAAGCCAGCCUGUACAUCACUGGAGUGAAAACCAAGAAGAGAGGCU
Sander lucioperca (pikeperch) is the source of this 3399-nucleotide messenger RNA. It is a transcript of the gene npas2, whose product is annotated as neuronal PAS domain protein 2. Gene Ontology annotation, biological process: circadian regulation of gene expression; regulation of transcription by RNA polymerase II. The record is from RefSeq and is a predicted model, not a curated record. NCBI's taxonomy places the organism in Eukaryota, Metazoa, Chordata, Actinopteri, Perciformes, Percidae. Gene Ontology annotation, molecular function: protein dimerization activity; DNA-binding transcription factor activity, RNA polymerase II-specific; RNA polymerase II cis-regulatory region sequence-specific DNA binding. The coding region runs from base 532 to 3180 and encodes 882 amino acids. The transcript is spliced from 22 exons. Gene Ontology annotation, cellular component: nucleus; cytoplasm; CLOCK-BMAL transcription complex.